Molecule: messenger RNA, 4614 nt
Organism: Terrapene triunguis (Three-toed box turtle)
Lineage: Eukaryota; Metazoa; Chordata; Testudines; Emydidae
Product: nardilysin-like
Exons: 33
Coding region: 1241-4450 (1069 amino acids)
Biological process (GO): proteolysis
Molecular function (GO): metal ion binding; metalloendopeptidase activity
Source: RefSeq, a predicted model, not a curated record
GCGAAGGAAGUGCAGUUGGCAUGCUACGAGACAAGGGAGGCCAAUAAUCAAUCUAGUGGUGAGCUGCUGAUCUGCUUUUAAAACAAACUGUGUGCCAUAUUUGACAGAGGCCCCACCAGCACUCUGCAAACCACUGUGAAUACCUUGGAGGAGCCUGAGAUGUAGACCCCUGCCAUGAACAGGGAAGAGGAGGAGAGGGGAGAUGUGGGGCGGAGGGGAGGGAGUCCAACCAUACAACAAAUCAAGACCUGUCUGAGACUCCACCAUGGUCUAGUCAGUUCUGGCAGCCAAAUAUGGAUGAGCCCAAUGAAGAGGAAGGGAUCUUUGGUAAGCGUGUGCAUGCAUUUUUCCUUACAGUGUUUAAAUGUAAAGAUGUCUCCUGGCCCAUUGUCAAGUUAACAAGACACCGGUAUAAACUUUUAGUUGUUUUACUCAUACAGGAAGAGAUGGAGGUAAAACAAAUAGAGAGAGGUGGUAUCUGCGUUUUGUUCCCCCGCUGGAUUGGACAUGGAGAGGGCCAUGCGGAGCAGUUUGUUUAUGUACAGAAGAAUGUCCCUUGUAUCCUCCUGAGAGAUCUCAAUGAAACUUUCAUGGUGUUACUCCGCAAUCCUCUCCUGAAGGGUUCUAGGGAUGGCUGCCUUAUUUGUUCUUCUGCAGAUGAUACUUUCCCACACCUCACCAUGCAGCUGCCAUUGUGGCUUUGAGGGGUGCCCCUUGCACAUCUGCAGAACACCUGAUCCUGAAGAGGAGAAAGAAGAGGAUUAGUUCAGCAAGAUCUUGCAAGCUAUUGCUGCUUCAGAUCGUGAACAAAGGUCCUGGAGACCAGCGUGACAGAUGUUAUGGAGAAUGAAAAAGGAGACAGGAAAGGCUAGGAUUCCCAGCAGGAAGGGGAAAGGGAGAUGCACCAAGACAUAAUGGAGCUUCUCAGGCAGCAAACUCAGAUGCUGGUUGACCUACAGGCCCAGAAAUCUGGCUCCCCGCACUUUGCAGUCCUUAGAGAGCUCUGUAGAAGCAGUCCUGACACUCCAAAGCAUAUCAUGUGGCAUCACGGGCCACAUCCUAAUCCCUAUGAUUCCUCACUGUGUGACUGCAAGGAAAAACACUGCUUAACAUACACCAACAUAGGCUUACAGCAGUGUUGCAAAUAUGCAAUGUUGGAAAUCAGCAACAAAGGUUUCAAACAGAAGAAAAAACAACAACAAAGGUUGCAGGAUGGAUAUAAUCAACAUAUCACUCUUUGAUGCACAAGAGAACUUCAGCUAUGACAGGCAUUCAGAAUGGACUGACUGGAAGAAAUGCUUUGCAAGACUUCACAUUGCUACUAAACUCUACCAGGAAACUGGAGACAUCCAGGUAUCUCACGUUACAAAAUGGCUUGUGUGCACUACUGAUUUCGGAUGCAAAUAACAUGGAUAGUGUUCCUUCGGAGGAUUCUUCGGAAUGGGAGGAUAAUGAUGAGACUGAGAUUGAAACUGAUGAAGAUGAUGACUCGGGAGCAGAGAUGGAUGAGGACAAGGAAAAUUAUGAGGAUGAUGACAAUGAUGGAGAUGAUGAGGAGGAUCCCAAUAAUUCUGAUGAUAUGGAAAUGGAAGAACUAACAGAAAAGGAAGAAGCAAAGAAGAGAAGUGGUACAGAGAAGCUGUCUGCAGCUGCUCUUUGUGUUGCUGUUGGGAGUUUCUGUGAUCCUGAGGAUCUGCCUGGGUUGGCACAUUUUCUGGAGCACAUGGUAUUUAUGGGCAGUUUGAAGUAUCCAGAUGAGAAUGGGUUUGACGCAUUCCUGAAGAAACAUGGGGGCAGUGACAACGCUUCAACUGACUGUGAACGGACAGUCUUCCAUUUUGAUAUCCAGCAGAAGUACUUCAAAGAAGCACUUGAUAGGUGGGCACAGUUCUUCAUUCACCCACUAAUGAUCAGGGAUGCUAUUGAUCGUGAAGUUGAGGCUGUCGAUAGUGAAUAUCAACUAGCAAGGCCCUCUGAUGCAAACAGGAGGGAGCUGCUACUUGGAAGCCUUGCCAGACCUGGGCAUCCAAUGAAGAAGUUUUUCUGGGGUAAUGCAGAGACACUAAAGCAUGAGCCUAAAAAGAGUAAUACUGAUAUCUACACCAGACUGAGGGAUUUUUGGCAGCACUAUUACUCUGCUCACUAUAUGAACGUAGUUGUCCAGUCUAAAGAAACUUUGGACACUUUGGAGAAGUGGGUGAAGGAAAUCUUUUCACAGAUUCCAAAUAAUGGUUUACCCAAACCGAACUUUGGCCAUCUGACACAGCCUUUUGACACACCCGAAUUUUACAAGCUUUACAGGGUUGUUCCAAUCAGAAAUGUUCAUUCACUGAGCAUUGCCUGGGGACUACCACCACAGGAGAGACAUUACAGGGUGAAGCCACUUCACUAUAUCUCCUGGCUGGUAGGACAUGAAGGCAAAGGCAGUGUUCUUUCCUUUCUUCGGAAAAAAUUUUGGGCUCUUGCGUUAUAUGGGGGAAAUGGUGAGACAGGAUUUGAACAGAACUCCACCUACUCUAUAUUCAGCAUUUCUGUGACUUUGACUGAUGAAGGUUACGAGCACUUCUAUGAGGUUGCGCAUGUUGUAUUCCAGUAUCUGAAAAUGUUGCAGAAAAGAGGGCCAGAUAAAAGAAUUUGGGAAGAGAUUCAGAAGAUUGAAGCUAAUGAAUUUUAUUUCCAGGAUCAGGCUGAUCCAAUUGAUUAUGUUGAAAGUCUCUGUGAGAACAUACAUAUCUUUUGUAAGGAGGACUUUCUGACGGGCGAUCAGCUCCUGCUGGAAUACAAGCCUGAAAUCAUUGCUGAUGUCCUUAACCAGCUCUGCCCUCUGAGAGCAAACCUUGUUCUGUUGUCUGCUGCCAGUGAAAGAAAAUGUCAUCUAAAGGAGAGAUGGUUUGGGACACAGUACAGUGUGGAAGAUAUUGACAAAUAUUGGAGUGAUUUAUGGGCCAGUGACUUUCAGUUAAAUCAGGACCUGCACUUACCUGAAGAAAACAAAUAUAUAGCCACUGACUUCGCUCUGAAGGCAUCUGAUUGGCCUGACACGGAGCACCCAGUCAAAAUUCUGAGUACACACCACGGCUGUGUGUGGUACAAGAAGGACAAUAAAUUCAAAAUCCCCAAAGCUUACAUACGUUUCCAUCUGAUCUCCCCACUGAUACAGCAGUCUGCAAAGAGUGUGGUACUUUUUGAGACUUUUGUAAAUAUCCUUUCUCACAACCUUGCUGAACCGGCAUAUGAAGCCGAUGUUGCUCAGUUGGAAUAUAAACUGGUAUCUGGAGAGCAUGGUUUGGUCAUUCGAGUGAAAGGAUUCAAUCAUAAACUACCUCUGCUAUUUCAGCUCAUCAUUGACCAGUUGUCUGACUUCAGUUUUACUCCAGCGGUUUUUGAGAUGAUAACAGAGCAGCUAAAAAAGACUUACUUUAAUAUUCUGAUCAAGCCAGAGAUACUGGCCAAAGAUGUGCGUUCUUUAAUUUUGGAGCAUGGCAAGUGGUCUAUGAUAGAUAGAUACAGGAGAUUAAUGAAGGGCCUUUACACUGAGUCGCUCUCAUCCUUUGUUAAGGGCUUCAAAUCACAUCUAUAUGUGGAGGGGCUAGUGCAAGGAAACUUCACAAGCAGAGAAUCAAAGGAUUUUCUGAAUUAUGUUGUUCUAAACCUGCAGUUCCUUCCCUUGCCACACCCAUGUCCUGUUCAAUUUCGGGUGGUAGACCUGCCAAACACACACCUACUCUGCAAGGUGAAAACCCUUAACAGAGGUGAUGCCAACUCUGAAGUGACAGUCUAUUAUCAGUCGGGGGCUAGGAGUUUAAGAGAAUACACCCUUAUGGAGCUGCUUGUGAUGCACAUGGAGGAGCCUUGCUUCAACUUUCUGCGAACCAAGCAAACCCUUGGCUACCAUGUGUACCCUACAUGUAGAAAUACAUCUGGGAUUCUUGGGUUCUCUGUUACCGUAACCACACAAGCAACCAAGAACAACUCUGAAUUUGUUGACAAGAAAAUAGAAGAAUUUCUUUUGUACUUUGAGGGGAAAAUGAGGCUUUUAACUGAAAAAGCAUUCAGGACUCAGGUCAGUGCUCUAAUACAUAUUAAAGAAUGUGAAGAUUCCUAUCUUGGAGAAGAGGUGGAUAGAAAUUGGAAUGAAAUAAUGACUCAGCAGUAUCUUUUUGACAGACUUGCCCAUGAGGUUGAAGCACUACGAUCACUAACUAAGUCAGACCUAGUUGACUGGUUCCAAGCUCAUAGAGGCAAAGAGAGGAAAGCACUCAGUAUACAUGUGGUUGGAUUUGGUAAACAAGAAGGCGACUCAGAUGUUCAACAGUCCUUACUUGGUGAAAUAUAUCAACUCACAUUCUUACCCCCUUCCUCCUAUAUGAAGAAUACCAGUUACAUCAGGGACAUUAGAAAUUUCACAUUAAUGCUUAACCUCCUCCCUUACCACAAGAUAUUAAAAUAAAUUAUAGUUGUUUUCCCCUGCAUUGAAGUGUAGUUUAAGUAAUUUUCAGUUUGAGAACACUGUGAAUCAUUUAGCCUCACUAAAUGAAUUUGUAUUGUCAGCAGCGGUAGAUGAGUUCUUCCCUUAUUUUAAUGAAGCUUUGUAGCAUUGUACAUCCACUUUGC